AUGAGUCGCGACAUGGUUUCCUAUAAUCACGAGGGUAGUCCUCUAGUUCCAGCGCCAGCAUAUACGACAAGACCACGCAUCAUCAACCAAGGUCACAUGAACAUUGAUCCCAACUACAAUGCAGACAUUGAGAUAGUCAACAUGCCUGGAAGCACGAUAAAUCUUACCGGGGCACAACCGACCCCGGUUUCAUCGGAGAGUGGGCCGCGAAAGCCCCCAUCAAGUGGUCUUCUCCCAACCCCUGCUAUUCCCACCGCCAUUCCGCAGUCGACUGCCGUUCCUCGAUUCUACUGUCUAUCCUGCAAAGCAAAGUACUUUACUCAGGAAAAGCUGGACGAGCAUGUCAAAGGGUAUCCGAAUUACUGCUCGGUAUGCAAUGCCUGUCGUAAGCCCGACGGGCGAAAUUAUUGUUGCUGGAGCGGUGGCUAUCGGAAUUUCUGGAGGAAAGGUAAGGGCGGAGCGGUUAGAUGA
Molecule: messenger RNA, 471 nt
Organism: Exophiala bonariae
Lineage: Eukaryota; Fungi; Ascomycota; Eurotiomycetes; Chaetothyriales; Herpotrichiellaceae
Exons: 1
Coding region: 1-471 (156 amino acids)
Source: RefSeq, a predicted model, not a curated record